CCCUUAUUCCAUUGAAGUACUUCUGAAAUGUUGAAUGGCGUCCUUGUCAUGUCUAGCUAGCGACUACUAGUAGCUAAUUUACGCACUGCGAGGGGAUUUACAAGCAACACAUGUUACUUUUUUCCAAUCCUUGGGGUGUGUGAGUGGAAGGGGGUGCGGCUGCCACAGUUCCAGAAGUGGGAGAGAGAAAGGCCUUUGAACCCCAGAGAGGCACAAUCUGCCGCAUAGACCGGUAUUAUCGUGAUGUCAGAGGAAGACGGUAAACCCGGCCAGGCUCUGGAGGCCAAGGCAGAGCCAGUGGCACCCAGUGGCCAGGGACCUGCGUCCGUGUCCACAACUGUGUCGGGGCCCCCUACCCCCACUGAGGAUGAGGAUGAGAGCGAAGACGAGUCUGAGAUCCUGGAGGAGAGCCCUUGCGGUCGCUGGCAGAAACGCAGAGAGGAGGUGAACCAGCGGAACGUCCCAGGGAUAGACGCUGCCUACCUGGCCAUGGACACGGAGGAGGGGGUGGAAGUGGUCUGGAACGAGGUCAUGUUCUCUGAGAGGAAAAACUUCAAGCUGCAGGAGGAGAAGGUGAAGUCUGUGUUUGACAACUUGAUUCAGCUGGAGCAUCUCAACAUUGUCAAGUUUCACAAGUACUGGGCUGACAUCAAUGACAUCAACCGUGCCAGGGUGAUUUUCAUCACAGAGUACAUGUCCUCAGGAAGUCUGAAGCAGUUUCUGAAGAAGACUAAGAAGAACCACAAGACCAUGAAUGAAAAGGCCUGGAAGAGAUGGUGCACCCAGAUCCUCUCAGCGCUCAGUUACCUCCACUCCUGUGAGCCGGCCAUCAUUCACGGGAACCUGACCUGUGACACAAUCUUCAUCCAGCACAAUGGACUCAUCAAGAUAGGAUCAGUGGCUCCAGACACCAUCAACAACCAUGUGAAGACCUGCAGAGAGGAACAGAAGAACCUGCACUUCUUCGCUCCUGAAUAUGGAGCUGUUGCAGAUGUCACUACUGCAGUGGAUAUCUAUUCCUUUGGGAUGUGUGCUCUGGAGAUGGCAGUGUUGGAGAUCCAGGGGAAUGGAGAAUCUUCCUACGUCUCUCAGGAGGCCAUCAACAAUGCCAUACAGUCACUGGAAGACCCACUGCAGAGGGAGUUUAUUCAGAAGUGUCUGGAGGCUGACAUGUUUAAGAGGCCUACAGCCAGAGAGCUGCUGUUCCACCAGGCUCUGUUUGAGGUGCCCCUGUUGAAGCUGCUAGCUGCACACUGCAUCGUCAGCCACCAGCAUAUGAUCCCUGAGAAUGCCUUAGAGGAGAUCACGAAGAACAUGGACCCCAACCUCAUCAUCGCUGAGAUAAAGGAGGGCGUGCAGCUCAAGCUGUCUCAGUUUCCUGCCCUGGAGCUGGAUAAGUUCCUGGAGGAUGUGAGGAACGGUAUCUACCCUCUAACAGCGUUCGGUCUGCCCUCUCGCCAGCAGCCCCAGCAAUCCCCUGUCAAAUCCCCCAUUGUCACCCCCUCUGUAAAAUCCCCUACCCCAGAACCUUCGGAACUGGAGACACGCAAGGUUGUUCAGAUGCAGUGUAAUAUUGAGCCAGUGGAGGAGGGUGCAAAACAUCAUCUGACACUACUGUUGAAGCUGGAGGACAAACUGAACAGACACUUAAGCUGUGACUUGUUACCCAGUGAGAAUGUAAAGGAACUGGCUGUUGAGCUGGUCCAACUGGGCUUUAUCAGCGAGGUGGACCAAAGCAGGAUGGCCACUGUCCUAGAAGAGGCCUUCACCAAGUUCUUCAGCAGGAACGAUUCCCUCAACCCCGUCACUGUGUCCUCAUAACAGGAUCACCCCCCCGGACCCCAACUCCAGUACCUCUAUAUAUGCCUACAGGUACCUCCGUAGGUGGUUUGAAAUCGGAUACAAAUCUAAUUUCUAGCUGUGCGACUUGUCUGAACAGUCAAAUCUGAUUUAUUUUCCCUCAUAGUUUUUACUGUUAUUUGGCUUAUGUUGUUGCUUGAUAGCUUCUCUAUUGACAGUUUGACAAGAACAUGUGGUAGCUACCUAGCUUUUGUUAAUUGUUUACAAACGAUUGGGUGUGCUAGAGAGCUAAACUGCUAGCUAGUUGAUUGAUUGCUGUGGCUAGCCAAAACAGCACUCGUUUUGAAAGUUUGGUCAUCUCAUCCUUUUGAGGCUUUAAAAGUGUUUCUUAAUGAACUCUGAUUUUGAACAUUUAAAGCAACCGGGAAAUGUCUAUGCCAGGCAUUGUUAUCUUAGCUAACUACAUAAGUGAUAGGGAGCACAGCCACCAACCAGCUUACACCACACCACCGUCGUUAAUGACAACUAGUGUAGCCCUGUCAGAAAUGACUGCUGUCUGAACACCCAAAUCAUUUCUGAUUUGGUCACUUUUUGUUUGGACAGUCAAAACCAGUUAAAAACCAAAACAGAUUUUAGCAUUAAAGAUGCACCAUGUAGCAAUCGCCCCACCAUUUUCUGGUUGCUAAAAUUCAAAUAGUUUGCCUGAUUCCAGUUUGUGACAAAACCAGCAAGUAUAGUGUAGGGAAUAAUUGUCCCAUCUAAACACUUGGAAGGAUCUUUUACAUAAUCAACAAGAUUGUUUGAAGCUGGUGUACAAAACUGAAAGUAAGACGCUAAAACGGAUCUACCUUACCUCUUCUUAGACUUGCUUUCAAUCAAAUGUAUUUAUAAAGCCCUUCUUACAUCUGCUGAUGUCACAAAGUGCUCGUCAGCCUUAAACCCCAAACAGCAAGCAAUGCAAGUGUAGAAGCACGAUUGCUAGGAAAAACUCCCUAGAAAGGCCAGAACCUAGGAAGAAACCUAGAGAGGAACCAGGCUGUGAGGGGUGGCCAGUCCUCUUCUGGCUGUGCCGGGUGGAGAUUAUAACAGAACAUGGCCAAGAUGUUCAUAGAUAAUCAGCAUGGUCAAAUAAUAAUAAUAAUCACAGUGGUUGUAGAGGGUGCUACAGGUCAGCACCUCAGGAGUAAAUGUUAGUUGGCUUUUCAUAGCCGAUGAUUCAGAGUAUCUCUACCGCUCCUGCUGUCUCUAGAGUUUAAAACGUCAGGUCUAGGACAAGGUAACACAUCCGGUGUAUAGGCAAUGGUUCCAUAGCCGCAGGUAGAACAGUUGAAACUGGAGCAGCAGCAUGACCAGGUGGACUUGGGACAGCAAGGAGUCAUCAGGCCAGGUAGUCCUGAGGCAUGGUCCUAGAGCUCAGGUCCUCUGAGAGAAUUAGAGGGAGCAUACUUAAAUUCACACUGGACAUUGGAUAAGACAGGAGAAAUACUCCAGAUAUAGCAGACCCUAGCCCCCCGACAAACUAUUGCAGCAUAAAUACUGGAGGCUGGGCCGGGAGACACUGGCCCCAUCCAACGAUACCCCCGGACAGGGCCAAACUGGCAGGAUAUAACCCCACCCACUUUGCCAAAGCACAACCCCCAACUUACUAUCCCGAGACGAGGCUGAGUAAAGCCCAUGAAGAUUUCCCCCUUGGCACGAACCCAGACAGGAAGAUCACGUCAGUGACUCAACCCACUCAAGUGAUGCACCCCUCCUAGGGAUGGCAUGGAAGAGCACCAGUAAGCCAGUGACUCAGCCCCUGUAAUAGAGUUAGAGGCAGAGAAUCCCAGUGGAGAGGGGAACUGGCCAGGCAGAGACCGCAAGGGCGGUUCGUUGCGCCAGUGUCUUUCCGUUCACCUUCACACUCCUGGGCCAGACUACACUCAAUCAUAGGACCUACUGAAGAGAUGAGUCUUCAAUUAAGACUUAAAGGUUGAGACUGAGUCUCUCACAUGGGUAGGCAGACCAUUCCAUACAAAUGGAGCUCUAUAGGAGAAAGCCCUGCCUCCAGCUGUUUGCUUAGAAAUUCUAGGGACAGUAAGGAGGCUUGUGACCGUAGCGUACGUGUAGGUAUGUACGGCAGGACCAAAUCGGAAAGAUAGGAAAGAGCAAGCCCAUGUAAUGCUUUGUAGGUUAAUAGUAAAACCUUAAUCAUCCCUAGCCUUAACAGGAAGCCAGUGUAGAGAGGCUAGCACUGGAGUAAUAUGAUCACAUUUUUUGGUCAAGAUUCUAGCAGUCGCGUUUAGUACUAAACUGAAGUUUAUUUAGUGCUUUAUCCGGGUUGCCGGAAAGUAGAUCAUUGCAGUCGUCUAACCUAGAAUUGACAAAAGCAUUGAUCAAUGAGAAUGAAUGUGAUGUUGGUCGGGUCGCCCAAAAAGUAACAUUGCAGCUCUAAGGUCUGCAGUGUGAAUAAGGCUUAAAUCUAUGGGGGACCAUAUAGCCUUGCAGGGCUGCCCGAGUCAGUCCCCCUCUGUUUACUUUUCUCUUUAUAGUAGCAACUUGUUUUGGGAGAGGAAGCCAACAGUUAUCACAUGUCAGUAUUACUUGUUUGUGCUUUAGAAAUGCAUUUAAUGUCUUUGCCAUUAGCCCUUUUUUGUGGCUGUAUACAAGCACACCUGCUCUCCGCCUUAAAGUUCUCUGCCUCUGUGUGGUCACUACGGCUAUGCAUGAAUGUCUGCGGUGAACUUUGCUCUCUUUCUGAAUGCUAUAAGUGAGCCUUGUAUACAUGUAUGAGUGGGGUAGGGGGAGUUGAGAGUAUUAAUGUUACAAAUGUGUCAUAUCUUCACUUUUUUAACAAACUGAAAUGUUUACUGUGGUCUUAACUGAUUGUGCCACACCCCCAUGGAGUCUGAGCCAAUAGUCUGGGAGGGAUGGGAUUUACUGCCUGUCAAUCAAAGCAAAUUUACAGGAGAUGUCCAAUGACUGGAGCUGAAGUUAAGGUGGCUGACCGGUGAACACCGUAUUCAUACCUCUGCUUGGCUAACUCAACUUUAUAUAGUCUGUUAAAAAUAUAUAUACUGUACUUAUUCUGGAUAAUUUAAUGGUUUCCUUUGAAUAUUCUGGCCGUCAAGUUUUUAAUUUUUUUUAAUUUUUGAUUUUCUUGUGAACAGGUAAUGAUUUACUUUACUGUACAACCCAAAGAGGAGUUGAAGUCCAAAUAUGAAAUGAGAAUAUGAGUGGACAAACUGUUAAUCUAGUGGCCUGGCUCUAACUCGUACUGCUUCAACUAAGCUGUUUAUGUCUUGGCAAUGCCAGUGCUGUUGAGUGCAGAAACGGUUAGGUGAUCUGGUUCAGUAGGGCACAACGUUGUGGAAGUUUGACAUCAGAAAGUAUUCAGACCCCUCAACUUUUUCCACAUUUUGUUACCUUACAGCCUUAUUCUAAAAUUCAUUAGAUGUGUUUUUUCUUUCUUGUCAAUCUACACACGAUACCCCAUAAUGACGAAGCAAAAAGGUUUAGACAUUUUUGCAAAUUUAUACAAAAAGAAAUUCACAUUUACAUAAGUAUUCAGAUCCUUUACUCAGUACUUUGUUGAAGCACCUUUGGCAGUGAGUACAGCCUCGAGUCUUCUUGGGUAUGACAGUACAAGCUUGGCACACCUUUAGUUGGGGAGUUUCUCCCAUUCUUCAGAACCUCUCAAGCUCUGUCAGGUUGGAUAGGGAGCGUUGCUGCACAGCUAUUUUCAGGUCUCUCCAGAGAUGUUUGAUCGGGUUCAAGCGCAAGGACAUUCAGAGACUUGUCCCGAAGCCACUCCUGUGUUGUCAUGGCUGUGUGCUUAGGGUCGUUGUUCUGUUGGAAGGUGAACCGUUGCCCCAGUUGGAGUUCCUGAGCGCUCUGGAGCAGAUUUUCACCAAGAAUCUGUUCUUUGCGCCAUCUUUUGCCUCGAUCCUGACUAUUCUCCUAGUCCCUUCCUCUGAAAAACAUCCCCACAGCAUGCUGCAGCCACCACGCUUCACCGUAGGGAUGGUGCCAGGUUUCUUCCAGACGUGAUGCUUUGCAUUCAGGCCAAAGAGUUCAAUCUUGGUUUUAUCAGACCAGAGAAUAUUGUUUCUCAUGGUCUGAGUCCUUUAGGUACCUUUUUUUUUUUUUUGCGAACUCCAAGUGACCUCUCAUGUGCCUUUUUACUGAGGAGUGGCUUCUGUCUGGCCACUACCACAAAGGCCUGAGUGGUGGAGUGCUGCAGAGAUGGGAGAACCUUCCAGAAGGACAACCAUCUCCACAGAGGAGCUCUGUCAGAGUGACCAUUGGUUCUUGGUCAACCUCCCUGACCAAUGCCCUGAUUGCUCAGUUUGUCUGGGCAGCCAACUCUAGGAAGAGUCUUGGUGGUUCUAAACUUCCAUUUAAGAAUGAUGAAGGUCCCUGUUUUCUUGGACCUUCAAUGCUGCAGAAAUAUUUUGGUACCCUUCCCCAGAUCUGUGCCUCGACACAAUCCUGUCUCGGAACUCUACGGACAAUUCCUUCGACCUCUGCUCUGACAUGCACUGUCAACUGUGGGACCUUAUAGGCAGGUGUGUGUGUCUUUCCAAAUCAUGUCCAAUCAAUUGAAUUUAUCACCGGUGGACUCCAAUCGAGGUGUAGAAACAUCACAAGGAUGAUCAAUGAAAACAGGAUGCACCUGAGUUCAAUUUCAAGUAUUUUUAUUUAUUUUGUUUUCACCUUUAUUUAACCAGGUAGGCAAGUUGAGAACAAGUUCUCAUUUACAAUUGCGACCUCGCCAAGAUGAAGCAAAGCAGUUCGACACAUACAACAUCACAGAGUUACACAUGGAGUAAAACAAACAAAGUCAAUAAUACAGUAUAAACAAGUCUAUAUACGAUGUGAGCAAAUGAGGUAAAGGCAAAAAAAGGCCAUAGUGGCAAAGUAAAUACAAUAUACCAAGUAAAACACUGGAAUGGUAGAUUUGCAGUAGAAGAAUGUGCAAAGUAGAAAUAAAAAUAAUGGGGUGCAAAGGAGCAAAAUAAAUAAAUGAAUUAAAUACAGUAGGGAAAGAGGUAGUUGUUUGGGCUAAAUUAUAGGUGGGCUAUGUACAGGUGCAGUAAUCUGUGAGCUGCUCUGACAGUUGGUGCUUAAAGCUAGUGAGGGAGAUAAGUGUUUCCAGUUUCAGAGAUUUUUGUAGUUCGUUCCAGUCAUUGGCAGCAGAGAACUGGAAGGAGAGGCGGCCAAAGAAAGAAUUGGUUUUGGGGGUGACCAGAGAGAUAUACCCGCUGGAGCGUGUGCUACAGGUGGUAGAUGCUAUGGUGACCAGCAAGCUGAGAUAAGGGGACUUUACCUAGCAGGGUCUUGUAGAUGACAUGGAGCCAGUGGGUUUGGAGACGAGUAUGAAGCGAGGGCCAGCCAACGAGAGCGUACAGGUCGCAAUGGUGGGUAGUAUAUGGGGCUUUGGUGACAAAACGGAUUGCACUGUGAUAGACUGCCUCCAAUUUGUUGAGUAGGGUAUUGGAGGCUAUUUUGAGUCUCAUUAUAAAGGUUCUGAAUACUUAUGUUAAGGUUUUUGUUUUUAAUAAAUUUGCAAAAUAAUCAAACAUGUUUUCUCUUUGUCAUUGUGUGGAUUGCUGAGGAAUCUUUUGUAUUUAAUCCAUUUUAGAAGGCAAUAUCAUAACAAUGUGGAAAAAAUCAAGGGGUCUGAGUACUUUCUGAAGGCACUGUGUAGAACUGUCACACCUCUUAUGAACCCUGUUAGCCGUCUUCAUUGCUUUUCUAUCUGCAGUGUUCAGUACGUUGCACCCUCCUAAACGCAACCCAAUUUACAGAAUGAUGCACUUUCCUUAAAUGUACUCAACAGCCUCUUUCCCCAAAGCUGGAUUAUUCGCCUAUAAGAACGGCAACCGCUGUAGUUUGACUGGUUAGCUGGAUCACGUGUCUGGUACGCAGAAAUGUUUGUCCACUGUGACAAUCUGUCUGGAAAAACUGCAACAGCAAAGCCCUCAACUAGAUCCAACCUCAAUCAUAACAUUUGUUUUACAGUUACUGUAUUCACAAUCUGCAUUUUUCUUUAUACUGUAUCUUUUACUUUGUGAGGAGCACUUGGGCAGCGCAUUUAGUGAUUGAGAAAUAAGUGGAUUGCUGAGUGGGUUUGUGGUAGUGUGCGUGCGUAUGUGUGCCUUCUGAGAGCCUUUGCAAUGUAUGAUUCGUUCAUGUUCCUUUUUAUUAAAUUGUUUGGUAUUCUGUAUGAUUAAAUAUGUAGCCAUCA
Oncorhynchus masou masou (cherry salmon) is the source of this 8029-nucleotide messenger RNA. Its product is annotated as nuclear receptor-binding protein-like. Gene Ontology annotation, cellular component: cytoplasm; endomembrane system. The transcript has 18 exons. The record is from RefSeq and is a predicted model, not a curated record. The coding region runs from base 244 to 1821 and encodes 525 amino acids. Gene Ontology annotation, molecular function: protein kinase activity; ATP binding. NCBI's taxonomy places the organism in Eukaryota, Metazoa, Chordata, Actinopteri, Salmoniformes, Salmonidae. Gene Ontology annotation, biological process: intracellular signal transduction; protein phosphorylation.